GCAGCUCAGCGGCAGCAGCAGCAGCAGAGGAAGGAUACGGAACAUCCUCGUCCCCGGCGCAGCCUGUGAGCAUCUCCGACAAAUAACGAGAAUAAAAUGGCCACCGCCUCCUCCAAUCUGGAAGAAGACGAAAGUCUGAAGAGCUGCGAAGUUUACGUGCAAAAGCACAACAUCCAGCAGAUCCUGAAGGAGUGCAUCGUCAACCUGUGCAUUGCCAAGCCCGAGCGGCCUAUGAAGUUCCUGCGGGAACACUUUGAAAAACUGGAAAAGGAGGAGUGUAAGCAGAUCCUGGCGCGCCAGAAGUCCAACUCCCAGUCGGACUCCCAUGACGACGAGGUGUCCCCCCCGCCCCCCAACCCCGUGGUCAAGGCGCGUCGCCGCAGGGGGGGGGUCAGCGCCGAGGUCUACACGGAGGAAGAUGCCGUCAGCUACGUCCGCAAGGUCAUUCCUAAAGACUACAAGACCAUGACGGCCCUGGCCAAAGCCAUCUCCAAGAACGUGCUGUUCGCACACCUGGACGACAACGAGAGGAGUGACAUCUUUGAUGCCAUGUUUCCUGUCACACAUAUCGCUGGGGAGACAGUUAUUCAACAAGGGGAUGAGGGGGACAAUUUCUACGUGAUUGACCAAGGUGAAGUUGAUGUGUAUGUGAAUGGCGAGUGGGUCACCAGCAUUGGCGAGGGCGGCAGCUUUGGAGAGCUGGCGUUGAUCUACGGGACGCCCCGCGCCGCCACCGUCAAGGCCAAGACUGACCUCAAGCUGUGGGGCAUCGACCGCGAUAGCUACCGCCGCAUCCUCAUGGGCAGUACACUGAGGAAGAGGAAGAUGUAUGAAGAGUUUCUGAGCAAAGUCUCCAUCCUUGAGUCUCUUGAGAAGUGGGAGCGCCUGACGGUGGCCGAUGCUCUGGAGCCGGUGCAGUUUGAAGAUGGAGAGAAGAUUGUGGUGCAGGGAGAACCUGGAGACGACUUCUUCAUCAUCACCGAGGGUACGGCCUCUGUGCUGCAGCGGCGUUCUGACAAUGAGGAGUAUGUGGAGGUGGGACGCCUGGGGCCCUCAGACUACUUUGGUGAGAUAGCCCUGCUGCUCAAUCGUCCUAGGGCCGCCACGGUGGUGGCGCGGGGGCCCCUGAAGUGCGUGAAGCUGGACCGGCCGCGCUUCGAGCGAGUCCUGGGACCCUGCUCGGAGAUCCUGAAGAGGAACAUCCAGCGAUACAACAGCUUCAUCUCCCUCACCGUCUGAGACCAUGGAGGAGGAGGAGGAGCAGGGGAGAGAGGGAGGAGAGGGGAGGGGGGGGGAGCAGAGCAGGCAGCCCCACUAACAGGGGGGGCACGAUGGUGAUGAAGCAGUGCUGCUUUUGCUAGGCAGCGGGCGUGCGCAGUUAGCCAGUUUGAUGCAUUGCGGUUGGAAUUUUCCAAUCAGAAUGCAUCAAACUGGCAAAGUGUGCAUGCUCGCUGCCUAGCAAAAGCAGGCACUGCUUCAUCACGAUGGUGUCCAGGGUUUAGUGUGUAGGUGGAGGGGUAUGGA
This is a messenger RNA of Engraulis encrasicolus (European anchovy), 1524 nucleotides long. RefSeq names its product protein kinase, cAMP-dependent, regulatory, type I, beta (gene prkar1b). Gene Ontology annotation, biological process: regulation of protein phosphorylation. Lineage: Eukaryota; Metazoa; Chordata; Actinopteri; Clupeiformes; Engraulidae. Gene Ontology annotation, cellular component: cAMP-dependent protein kinase complex. Gene Ontology annotation, molecular function: cAMP-dependent protein kinase regulator activity. The record is from RefSeq and is a predicted model, not a curated record. The transcript is spliced from 11 exons. The coding region runs from base 97 to 1239 and encodes 380 amino acids.